Pseudomyrmex gracilis is the source of this 1436-nucleotide messenger RNA. Its product is annotated as glyoxylate reductase/hydroxypyruvate reductase-like. Lineage: Eukaryota; Metazoa; Arthropoda; Insecta; Hymenoptera; Formicidae. Gene Ontology annotation, molecular function: glyoxylate reductase (NADPH) activity; hydroxypyruvate reductase [NAD(P)H] activity; hydroxypyruvate reductase (NADH) activity. Gene Ontology annotation, cellular component: cytosol. The record is from RefSeq and is a predicted model, not a curated record. The coding region runs from base 206 to 1177 and encodes 323 amino acids. The transcript has 6 exons.
ACGUCUCAUAUGUUAUCUUCGAACCGGUUUUUCGCUGACGCAACAUAUCACGUAUAUUUUUGUACAACGUGUUGCGAUAACUGAUACAGUUAUCAACUACUUAGCGGUUGUGCAAAUCUGAUAGUGAAGUGUGAAAAUUUACUGGACUGUUACUUAUUAGAUCGCCGUCAGUUCACUGACUAGAGACGUUUUUGGUAUAAGCAGCAUGAUGGCUUUACCGAUUUUACCGCGAGUUCUGGUGACUAGCAAUGAAAUGCCGACACCUGGCAUCGAUUUGCUUCGAACAAAAUGUGACGUUACUAUUCUUCCAAAUGUUAUAAGCACCGAAGAACAAGUAUUGAAAGCUCUUCCUGGACACGAUGCUUUGCUUAUGGCCAAUCAUGUUAAUGUCAAUAGCGAGUUUCUCGAUCUUGCUGGUUCCAACUUGAAAGUUAUAUCGACAAUGUCGGCCGGAUACGAUCACCUGGAUGUUCCGGAAAUUAAAAGGAGAGGAAUCAAGGUCGGACAUACGCCGAAGGUAUUGUCCGCUGCAGUUGCCGAAAUUGCCGUGCUUUUAUUGUUAUCUGCAACAAGACGUAGCCAUGAAAGUCGCACUAAGCUGGAACAAGGUAAGAUAGGAUUGGGACCGCAGUGGAUGUUGGGACGAGACAUACGAAAUUCUACAGUUGGCAUUUUCGGUUUGGGAAAUAUCGGUCAAGAGAUUGUGAAGCGAUUAAAAGGAUUCGAAGUGGGGCGCUUUAUCUAUACUGGACAUUCGCGUAAAAAAGCAGGUGAUGAGCUUGGAGCGAAAUUUGUCUCUUUAGACGAACUCUUGGAGCAAAGCGAUUUCCUUAUCAUUGCUGCUCCUCUGAACAACGAAACCAGAGGGCUUUUUAAUGAUAGUGCAUUUGACAAAAUGAAAACAACGGCCGUCCUUGUCAACAUAGCUCGCGGUCAAAUUGUCAAUACCGAGUCACUUGUGAAAGCUCUUCGCAAUAAAAAGAUAUUUGCUGCUGGUUUGGACGUCACAGACCCAGAACCGCUGCCACCAGAUCACGAACUUCUAAAAUUACCCAAUGUCGAAAUAAUGCCUCAUUUGGGUAGUGCAACAAUAAAGACUCGCAACGACAUGUCGAUAAUAGCAGCACAGAAUGUUCUUAAUGGUCUUGAAGGCAAGCCUUUGGUUUAUCCAUUGUAAAACAUUUUUCUCUGUUUUUUUCUUUCUGACUUGUGUGUGCAUUUAACGCAGAAUUAUUCUCUUAUAUAUAUGUAUAUUAUACAUUUGAAAAUAAUUAUUAAGGACAAAUAUCUAUAUAUCAAUAUGUAAUUUAAAAGGUUAUUUUUCUUAUUUCAUAUUCUUUUUCAAAAGUACCACAAUUAGUGAAUUUUAAUUUCUAAUUUCAUUAUUUAUAUUUUAUAUCACAUCAUAUAGGAAGAUAUAUACCUAUAUAUAUAUA